This is a messenger RNA of Fulmarus glacialis (Northern fulmar), 1586 nucleotides long. RefSeq names its product beclin 1, autophagy related (gene BECN1). Gene Ontology annotation, biological process: autophagosome assembly; cellular response to nitrogen starvation; autophagy. The record is from RefSeq and is a predicted model, not a curated record. The transcript has 8 exons. NCBI's taxonomy places the organism in Eukaryota, Metazoa, Chordata, Aves, Procellariiformes, Procellariidae. The coding region runs from base 52 to 1143 and encodes 363 amino acids. Gene Ontology annotation, cellular component: phosphatidylinositol 3-kinase complex, class III, type I; phosphatidylinositol 3-kinase complex, class III, type II; phagophore assembly site.
UGGCUCCCCUAGACCCUCGGCACUCAACUCCCAAUAAAAUUCUUUCCAAGAAUGAUGUCAACAGAAAGCGCCAACAGUUUCACGCUGAUCGGAGAGGCGUCAGAUGGCGGCACGAUGGAAAACCUCAGCCGGAGACUGAAGGUCACCGGUGACCUCUUUGACGUUAUGUCUGGGCAGACAGAUGUGGAUCACCCUCUGUGUGAGGAAUGCACAGACACUCUGCUAGACCAGCUAGACACACAGCUCAACAUCACAGAGAACGAGUGCCAAAACUACAAGAGAUGUCUGGAGAUACUGGAACAAAUGAACGAGGAUGAUAAGGAGAAACUGCAAACAGAACUGAAAGAACUUGCACUGGAGGAAGAGCAACUGAUUCAGGAGCUAGAGGACGUUGAGAAGAACCGCAAGAUUGUGGCUGAAGACUUCGAGAGAGUCAGGGCGGAGGCAGAGCGGCUGGAGCAGGAAGAAGCUCAGUAUCAGAAAGAAUACUGUGAAUUCAAGAGGCAACAACUGGAGCUAGAUGAUGAGCUGAAAAGUGUGGACAACCAAAUGCGCUAUGCCCAGAUGCAACUGGAUAAAUUAAAGAAAACCAAUGUGUUCAAUGCAACCUUUCACAUCUGGCACAGCGGUCAGUUUGGCACAAUAAAUAACUUCAGACUUGGCCGUCUCCCCAGUGUUCCUGUGGAAUGGAACGAGAUCAAUGCUGCCUGGGGGCAGACUGUGCUGUUGCUACAUGCCCUUGCUAAUAAAAUGGGCCUGAAGUUUCAAAGAUACCGUCUUGUACCAUAUGGCAACCACUCAUAUUUAGAGUCCCUCACGGACAAAUCAAAGGAGCUCCCCUUGUACUGUUCUGGAGGCCUAAGGUUCUUCUGGGACAAUAAGUUUGAUCAUGCAAUGGUGGCUUUCCUGGACUGUGUGCAGCAAUUUAAAGAGGAAGUGGAAAAAGGCGAAACUCGAUUUUGUUUGCCUUACAGGAUGGACGUGGAGAAAGGAAAGAUUGAAGAUACAGGUGGCAGUGGUGGCUCUUACUCUAUUAAAACACAAUUUAACUCUGAAGAGCAAUGGACAAAAGCACUAAAAUUCAUGUUAACUAACCUGAAGUGGGGUCUUGCCUGGGUCUCAUCCCAAUUCUAUAACAAGUAACCACGUAAAGAACUCCUUCUGGCAGCUGUAGAGUGUCUGCGUUUCGUUGGAGAAAGUCAAAUUAAGAUGUCUCUUAAUAUUAACCAGUACAAAAUGUUUACAAUACCAAAAAUCCACAAGACACUUUAUUUAAAAUACCAUUAUUACAAGUAGUAUAUAGAAAAGCAAUAUGUAAAGCUAUAUCAUUGAGCUGAACAGAAUAAAAAAAAAAUCAGCUACUAAAUAGAUGCUAAACUGGUACUUUUGGGGUUUAUGGGUAUGUGUACAAAUUACUGUUGAACUUCAAAACGCCAGUGAGUUUGAUCCUACUCUGUUACAGCUUAACACAGGUUAGAAAAGCGAAAUGUUACAAACACAGGGAAUAAUGUGGAAGAACUCUCGGAAGCUCUGCUUGGUCAUUAAAGAGUAACUACAGUUUGAAAUAAAGUAUUUUCUAAGUCAUA